AUGGAUGCAGUGUUCCAGGUUACUCUUCUCUGGUUGCACAGAUUUGGGAGCUGGGGCUUUAUUGAAGUCAAGUCUCGGUGAGCAGGCAAUGCAGGAGACAUGUGGCCCCCCCACUAUGCCCACCCUGGUCCCCCAGCUCUGCACAGGGCAGGAAAGGUGCCAGGGCUGCUGCUGACAGCAUCGCUGUCCCUGUGGGUGCCCAAAACCACACCCUGGGCUGUGCCCAUGCUCCUCACGCCAAGCAGGUGACAAUCCCGCUGGGCGCAUCCUGUUUGUCACCACCGUGACUGUCUCACCACCUUGGGGAUGGCCGCGCUGGCUCGGAGCGUCCUGGUGACGGGGUCCAACCGUGGCAUCGGGCUGGAGCUGGUGAGGCAGCUCGCCGCCAGCCCCCAGGCCCCCCAGCACAUCUUCACCACCUGCCGGGCCCCCGAUGGUCCAAGAGGGAAGACCCUGCGAGAAUUAUCCGCUCAGCACCCCAGCAUCAGACUGGUCCAGCUAGACACAGUGGACCUGCCCAGCAUCCGCAGGGCCGUGCAGGUGGUGGAGUCUUGUCUGGAGGGCCAGGGCUUGAACCUGCUCAUCAACAAUGCCGGCAUCGGCUCGCACGCCACGCUGCAGUCUGUGGACUCGCAGGAGAUGCUCGCUGCAUUUGCCACCAAUGUGCUCGGGCCCCUCCAGGUUGCCAAGGAAUUCCUGCCACUCUUGGAGAAGGCGGUGAAAGGUGCACGGAAGACAAGGCUGAGCUGCAGCAGGGCUGUGAUCGUCAACGUGUCCUCCAAAGUGGGCUCCUUAGGGCUGUGCCUCAGGGUGCUGGAGGCCCCCAUGUACCCGUACCGUGCCAGCAAGGCUGCCCAGAACAUGGUGACCAGGUGCCUGGCUGCAGAGCUCAGGGACAGGGGGAUCUUGUGCACGGCGAUCCAUCCCGGCUGGGUGAAGACGGACAUGGGGACAAAGCAGGCACCCAUGACGGUGGAGCGCAGUGUGCAGGGCAUCCUGGCGGUGCUGGGCAGCCUCUCGCAAGAGACCUCCGGUGCCUUCCUCGACUGGGAAGGGAACAGCCUGCCCUGGUGA
Messenger RNA from Cygnus atratus (black swan), 1074 nucleotides. RefSeq lists its product as uncharacterized. The record is from RefSeq and is a predicted model, not a curated record. NCBI's taxonomy places the organism in Eukaryota, Metazoa, Chordata, Aves, Anseriformes, Anatidae.